AAGACUGGUGUGUUCUUGAAUGUAUUGGUGUGUUCUUGUCAUCUGAAGUCGUGUGUUCUUAUCAACUGUAUUGGUGUGUUCUUGUUAAGACACAACAAAAUGCUGCUGACGCCGACUUUGAUUUUACUGGUGGCGACAUCAGUGGCCUCCCUUAGAAGCGUCUGUUACUACACCAACUGGGCCCAGUACAGGGCGGGGAAGGGCAAGUUUUUACCCGAGAAUGUCGACCCCACCCUGUGCACCCACAUACUCUACGCCUUUGCCAAGCCCGAGGGUACCGAGAUCAAACCAUUCGAGUGGAACGAUGACGACAUGUAUUCCAGAAUCAUGGCUUUAAAAAACAGGAACGGCAACUUGAAGGUGCUGUUGUCAUUAGGCGGUGGCUCCGUGGGUUCCGCCCCCUUCACCCACAUCGUCCACGACCCCUCCACCAGGGGCGCCUUCAUCACGUCCGCCAUUAACUACCUGAGACAAAAACACUUCGACGGUCUGGACGUGGACUGGGAAUAUCCUGCCCAGUUUGAGAGUCCGGCAUCGGACAAGCAGAAGUUUCUGCAGUUCAUGCAGGAACUGAAAUCUCGUUUUGAGAGCGAGGCUUCCAGUAGUGGACGUCCGAGACUUUUGUUGACCGGCGCUUUUCCAGCAGACAAGAGUUAUAUUGAUGCCGGAUAUGACGUAGCAGGUUUGGCGGCAGUGAUGGAUUUUAUCAACGUAAUGACGUAUGACUUCCACGGCCCAUGGGGUAACACUGUGGGGUUCAACAGCCCGCUCUAUGCCCAUCCUAGCGAGACGGGCUGGAACAGUCAGCUUAACCUGGACUGGACAAUGAAGUAUUACGUGUCCAAGGGUGCUCCUAAAGACAAACUAAACAUCGGCAUUGGCACCUACGCCAGAACGUUCCGCCUCGCUGACUCCAACCAACACAACAUUGGCGCGCCGUCUGGCGGGGAAGGAACGGCAGGGCCGGUCACUCAAAGUGCUGGAACUCUGGCAUACUAUGAGGUCUGUGAUCUAAUUUCUUCUGGAGCAUCCCCUAUUUUCGAUAGCUCCCAGCGAAAUCCCUACAUCGUCAGAGGCAGCGACUGGAUUGGUUACGAUAAUCAACAGAGCGUGAAAGAAAAGGCCUGUUACGCCAGAAACAACGGCUACGGGGUGAUGUUCUGGGAGCUGAGCAUGGACGACUUCUCUGGUCAGUCCUGUGGUCAAGGAAACUACCCGUUAAUUGGUCUAGCGUACCGGGUGGUUCAAGGCAGUGAGGGAUGUCCUUAGUAUGUGACAGACUUGUAUAAAACCUUGUUGACUGAAAUAUCUGCAUCGAAGCAAUGUUUAAUCAAGGGAGUAAAUAAAUAUUAUAAAAUAUCGUUUUGAAAA
Messenger RNA from Physella acuta, 1371 nucleotides. RefSeq names its product acidic mammalian chitinase. Gene Ontology annotation, biological process: carbohydrate metabolic process; chitin catabolic process. Lineage: Eukaryota; Metazoa; Mollusca; Gastropoda; Physidae. The record is from RefSeq and is a predicted model, not a curated record. Gene Ontology annotation, molecular function: chitin binding; chitinase activity. Gene Ontology annotation, cellular component: extracellular region.